Messenger RNA from Ostertagia ostertagi, 1506 nucleotides. The record is from the annotation of a GenBank genome assembly. NCBI's taxonomy places the organism in Eukaryota, Metazoa, Nematoda, Chromadorea, Rhabditida, Trichostrongylidae.
AUGAUUUUAGCAUCACCGAAGCUGCCAAACAAAGUUAACCUUUUCUUGAUAGUAAAGUGGUGUUGCUUUAGUGAGGCAGAGCUCGAAAAAUCAGGUUUUGAUCCUUUAGAAGGAUCGUCGAUCCGAUAUCCCGCCAAUGAGUAUCUGCGUCAGUUCGAGAUGGACAUCGUCAAGUCAUGCGUCUCAAAGAAUUCGGCCGUCUGCCUUCCGAUGGCCGUGUCAGCUGACCACAUCUGUGCCGUAGUGACAGCCAAUUUCUUGAGGUGGUUUCCACGUAGUCGCUCUGUAUUCUGCUGUAAUUCACUCGAAGAUGCGCAAGUGUUUCAGGAACGGUGUGUGGUUAUUGGAAUCCCAGCCGAUGAGGUCUCUAUUUUGGACUCGUUCCAUAUGUUCAAGAAAAUUCCAGUCCAUAAACUGGGACGAGUAAUGGUUAUUCACGCCGCAAGUCAGUUUGCAUUUGAGAAAAUCGUGGAAUCAGAUUCACCAGUGGUUGGCGAUAUCCGAUGUGCGGUGUUUUGUCUCGAGUCAGAAAGUGUUGGUAUAACCAAAUAUAAAAAAAUUAUAGGAACGUUAACUUUGAAAGAAGGCCCAUUGAGGAAACGCCAGCAGAUUAUAACAUCUCUCAUCAUCUCGCAGUGGAUUGAACCGCCUGCUUCUGAUUCAUCAUUUAGGAAUAACUCUGUUCCAUUGGGCUUAUCCGUGGAAUACAUAGAAAAUGUGGAGGUGCUAUCAGAGUCGCGAUCAUUCACAGAGAAAUGGCUUGAGAAAACAGUCAUAUACUUGGAGAGCUUAAACGACCUAAUUCCUUUGCCGUCAACGAAGCCGCAAGAUCUUUUCACGAUCGAUUGGACACAAAUAUCGGCUAAAGCUAGUUCCUCUCCAGACGAUACGAUACAGCUGGUGGUGAACUGUAUGUUUCUUGUGGAAUCAACGCGAAAUUUGAUAGUUCACGGACCGAGGGUAUUCUAUUUGUACUGUGCUGAUUUGUUGGGUACAGCUGAGAAAGAGUCUCGAGCCGGAAGUAUAGCACUAAUGAUUCUCGGUGAUCCAAUUUUAUCUAAAGUUUACGACAGGAUCCAAGCGAAAUAUUCCUAUGGAGCUGAUUCCCAUUUCGACAUCACAUUCUCGAAGGUGUCCCAAAAUUCUCAUCCGAAGUUUCUGCGACUCAAGAACCUUCUCGCAAAACGCUCUGCUCCACUGAAAUGCUUAGUGCUAUGUGAAAAUGAAUAUGUAUCCCGUGUUGUUUGCGAGUCCCUGGACACACCUCAACAACGGAGUGGAUUGAUUCGCGUAGUGCCUCAGACGGGAGUUCCGCCUGCUUUUGCUGAGUACCAUCGCUUGCCCAACCAAUGCUCAGGACUUUGUAAUCAGCAGGUAAGUUCUCUCAUGCUACCUGAAGAUGCCCUCAUCGUCGUUGUUAGUGUUAACAUACCGAACUUUACGAAUGUAGUGGACACGAUAUGCUCUAAUCGAUUGGACAUUGUUGUAUCAAUGGAUAGGAGGUAA